Molecule: messenger RNA, 1474 nt
Organism: Anarrhichthys ocellatus (wolf-eel)
Lineage: Eukaryota; Metazoa; Chordata; Actinopteri; Perciformes; Anarhichadidae
Gene: prokr1a
Product: prokineticin receptor 1a
Exons: 3
Coding region: 61-1188 (375 amino acids)
Biological process (GO): neuropeptide signaling pathway
Cellular component (GO): plasma membrane
Molecular function (GO): neuropeptide receptor activity
Source: RefSeq, a predicted model, not a curated record
GAGCGCGCGGAGAAGCAGCUUCAGGGAUCAGCCAACCUGAGCAUGUUGACCUGAUCCGAAAUGGACGACCCGGCCAACAGCAGCUCGGCUCUGUCGGACUACUUCCUGUCCAGUGACGGCCUGGACUAUGAGAUUCAUCCGGACGACAUCCCGGACACCACGCAGGGCCGGGCCUUCUUCGUGGCCACCAUCGUCAUCGCCGUGGUCCUGGUGGGCAUCAUGUUGGUCUGCGGCGUGGGGAACUGUCUGUUCAUCGCCAGCCUCGCCCGCUACAAGCAGCUCCGCAACCUGACCAACCUGCUGAUCGCCAACCUGGCGGUGUCGGACGUGCUGGUGGCGGCGGUGUGCUGUCCCUUCCUGCUGGACUACUACGUGGUGAAGCAGCUGUCGUGGGAUCACGGCCUGCUGCUCUGCGCCUCCACCAACUACCUGCGCACCGUCUCCCUCUACGUGUCCACCAACGCACUGCUGGCCAUCGCUGUGGACAGGUACAUGGCCAUCCUCUACCCUCUGAGGCCUCGUAUGAAGAUCCAGACGGCGUACUGCGUGAUCCUGACGGUCUGGAUCGUCCCCAUCUUCAUCUCCAUCCCCUCCGCCUACAUGGCCUCUGAGAUGACGUACCCACACGUGGAAGGUCGCCCCCACAAGACCUUCUGUGCUCAGAUCUGGCCCGUGGACCAGCAGGUUUACUACCGCUCCUACUUCCUCCUCAUCUUCGCCCUGGAGUUCAUGGGCCCGGUGACCGUCAUGGCUGUCUGCUACAUCCAGAUCUCCAGGGAGCUGUGGUUUAAGGACGUCCCGGGUUUCAAGACGGAUCAGAUCCGGAAGAGGCUCCAGAGACGUCGGAGGACGGUGGUGGUGCUGGUUCUGGUGCUGGCGGCCUACGUCCUGUGCUGGGGGCCGUACUACGGCUUCACCCUGCUGCGGGACUUCUACCCCACGCUCAUAUCCAGGGACAAGAACUCCCUGGUGGUCUUCUACAUCAUCGAGUGCCUCGCCAUGAGCAACGGGGUCAUCAACACCCUCUGCUUCAUGAGCGUCCGACACAACAACAAGCGCCUGAAGAAGGCGGGAAAGUUCCAGCUGAGGCUGGUGACGUUCGUGGCCGUCAAGUCGGUGGAUGACGGCGAGGCACGGACCUGCUCCCUCCGGGUGACGGAGGACGCCGAGGGGGCUCGGCUAAAGUAGAGGUUCAAACAGCAGGCUGGAUCUGCUGCAGCUCGUCCAGAAACAGGUCAAAGAGGCGAACAAAAAGCGGGAGCUUUCAACCCUUAUUACCCGACCAGAGAUGCCGGUGCCUCCAACAGGAGUGCUGCAGGAAGGAGUCCUAAAACCCAGAAAUGAGUCAGCAUUUUUACACUUCCGCGGGUGCUGAUAAGAGGCCAAAUGAAACCACAAAACGCCAUCACGCAGAACACUGGUCCUCCUUUAGCUUAGUGGUGAUGACAAGAUGUCAUGUGACCGUGGUGUAGCU